This is a messenger RNA of Cercocebus atys (sooty mangabey), 2751 nucleotides long. RefSeq names its product cyclic nucleotide gated channel alpha 1 (gene CNGA1). Gene Ontology annotation, cellular component: plasma membrane; intracellular cyclic nucleotide activated cation channel complex. Gene Ontology annotation, molecular function: cGMP binding; intracellularly cGMP-activated cation channel activity; protein-containing complex binding. The transcript has 10 exons. The record is from RefSeq and is a predicted model, not a curated record. Gene Ontology annotation, biological process: monoatomic cation transmembrane transport. The coding region runs from base 87 to 2309 and encodes 740 amino acids. NCBI's taxonomy places the organism in Eukaryota, Metazoa, Chordata, Mammalia, Primates, Cercopithecidae.
CCACCUCAGUCUCCCAAAGUGCUUGGAUUACAGGUGUGAGCCAUCAUGCCCAGCCUGUGAUUUUUGCUCACUUCAAUAAAAGAUCCAUGAACAUAUUUAAGAAGACAACAUUCUCAUCGUCUCAAAAGGUCCGAGGGCAUAGGCCCGACUGUGGAGCUCUCGCCAGGGACCCCGGCCUUCUCUACCCAGCACUUCUCUGUCCCCUUCCCUGCAUCAGUUACCGACAUUCCCAAGAUAUGAAACUAACCAUGAAGAAAAAUAUUGUCAAUACACAACAGUCCUUUGUAAACAUGCCCAAUGUGAUUGUACCAGAUAUUGAAAAGGAAAUAAGAAAGAUGGAAAAUGGAGCAUGCAGCUCCUUUUCUGAGGAUGAUGACAGUGCCUCUAUAUCUGAAGAAUCAGAGAAUGAAAACCAUCAUGCAAGGGGUUCCUUUAGUUAUAAGUCACACAGAAAGGGAGGACCAUCACAGAGAGAGCAGUACCUGCCUGGUGCCAUUGCACUUUUUAAUGUGAACAACAGCAGCAAUAAGGACCAAGAACCAGAAGAAAAAAAGAAAAAGAAAAAAGCAAAGAAGAGCAAGUCAGAUGAUAAAAACGAAAAUAAAAAGGACCUAGAGAAGAAAAAGAAGAAAAAGGACAAAGAGAAGAAAAAAAAAGAGGAGAAAAGCAAAGAUAAGAAAGAAGAGGAGAAGAAAGAAGUUGUGGUUAUUGAUCCUUCGGGAAACACAUAUUACAACUGGCUGUUUUGCAUCACCUUACCUGUUAUGUACAACUGGACAAUGGUUAUUGCCAGAGCAUGUUUUGAUGAACUUCAAUCUGAUUACCUAGAAUAUUGGCUCAUUUUAGAUUACGUAUCAGACAUAGUCUAUUUAAUUGAUAUGUUUGUACGAACAAGGACAGGUUACCUAGAACAAGGACUGCUGGUAAAGGAAGAACUUAAACUCAUAAAUAAAUAUAAAUCCAACUUACAAUUUAAACUUGAUGUUCUGUCACUGAUACCAACUGAUUUGCUGUAUUUUAAGUUAGGGUGGAACUAUCCAGAAAUUAGAUUAAACAGGUUAUUACGAAUCUCUCGUAUGUUUGAGUUCUUCCAGAGAACAGAAACAAGGACAAACUAUCCAAACAUCUUCAGGAUUUCCAACCUUGUUAUGUACAUCGUCAUCAUUAUCCACUGGAAUGCAUGUGUGUACUACUCUAUUUCUAAAGCUAUUGGAUUUGGAAAUGAUACAUGGGUCUACCCUGAUACUAAUGAUCCUGAAUUUGGCCGUUUGGCUAGAAAAUACGUAUACAGCCUUUACUGGUCUACACUGACUUUGACUACCAUUGGUGAAACACCCCCUCCUGUGAGGGAUUCUGAGUAUGUCUUUGUGGUGGUUGAUUUCCUAAUUGGAGUGCUAAUUUUUGCUACCAUCGUUGGUAACAUAGGUUCUAUGAUUUCCAACAUGAAUGCGGCCAGAGCAGAAUUUCAAGCAAGAAUUGAUGCUAUCAAGCAAUAUAUGCAUUUUCGAAAUGUAAGCAAAGAUAUGGAAAAGAGGGUUAUUAAAUGGUUUGACUACCUGUGGACCAACAAAAAAACAGUUGAUGAGAAAGAAGUCUUAAAGUAUCUACCUGAUAAACUAAGAGCAGAAAUUGCCAUCAAUGUUCACUUAGACACAUUAAAAAAGGUACGCAUUUUUGCUGAUUGUGAAGCUGGUCUGUUGGUGGAGUUGGUCUUGAAAUUGCAACCCCAAGUCUACAGUCCUGGAGAUUAUAUUUGCAAGAAAGGGGAUAUUGGACGAGAGAUGUACAUUAUCAAGGAAGGCAAACUCGCUGUGGUGGCAGAUGAUGGAGUCACUCAGUUUGUGGUAUUGAGCGACGGCAGCUACUUUGGUGAGAUCAGCAUUCUUAAUAUUAAAGGGAGCAAAGCCGGCAAUCGAAGAACUGCCAAUAUUAAAAGUAUUGGCUACUCAGACCUGUUCUGUCUCUCAAAAGAUGACCUCAUGGAAGCUCUAACUGAGUAUCCAGAUGCCAAAACUAUGCUGGAAGAGAAAGGGAAGCAGAUUUUAAUGAAAGAUGGUCUACUGGAUCUAAACAUUGCAAAUGCUGGCAGUGAUCCUAAAGAUCUUGAAGAGAAAGUUACUCGAAUGGAGGGGUCAGUAGACCUCCUGCAAACAAGGUUUGCCCGAAUCUUGGCUGAGUAUGAGUCCAUGCAGCAGAAACUGAAACAAAGAUUAACCAAGGUUGAGAAAUUUCUGAAACCGCUUAUUGACACAGAAUUUUCAAGUAUUGAGGGACCUGGAGUAGAAAGUGGGCCCAUUGACUCUACAUAGAACUGAAAAGCUGGUCAUUGACAGGGACACUCCUCAUGAUCCUUCUGAUCUUGUGACUGACAUCAAAUAAAACUUAAAAAAAGAGGAAGACUCAGUUCGGAAAUUUUUCCAUGAGGAAAAUGUGCUUUGGUGCAAGGUACAAGGCCCACACCCUCUCUGAGAGAUACUAUGAUUAAAAAAGCUUUAUAUCUUGGGAUUUUUCACAACUGAUAAUGUGCAAAGAUAUAAACUGAUUAACUUGUCAAUGGCUGUAUCUUCUGAUUUUUUUCACAUAUGCUCAUUUUAUGUAAUAAUCUUCAUAAAAAUGAAUAAGUAUCCCUCACUUUCAUGCCAUUUCCAUUGUUGAGUGAAGUGUAUUUGAAGUAACUGAGAAUUACCAUGUACAUCAUGUUUGGGAUAACAUUUUAAAAAAUUAGACUGCAAUAAAGUAAAAUUAAUUAUG